Molecule: messenger RNA, 2495 nt
Organism: Hydra vulgaris (swiftwater hydra)
Lineage: Eukaryota; Metazoa; Cnidaria; Hydrozoa; Anthoathecata; Hydridae
Source: RefSeq, a predicted model, not a curated record
CACCCAAAAAAAAAAACAUGCUGCGGCAUAUGAAAAAUAAACACAAAUCAAUUGAUGAAGCACAAGAAAAUAUUCAAUCAGGAAAUUCUUUUUGUCUUCAAUGUGGAUUUAAAUGUAGGCGAGUUAUGGAUUUAAGAAAACAUUUAUCUACAGUUCAUUUUUAUACUUUUCAGAAAGAAAAAUUAUCAUUUGCUAAUUAUCGAGAAUUUGAAAUGUGGAAAUCAGAUGUUGAAAGUAAUAAUGCAACACAAUAUGUUUUACCUUCUGGUGAAAAGAUUGAUAAAGAUGGUAGGAAAGUAUCAUACUAUCAAUGCAACAGAAGUGGACUUUAUAAAUGCAUGGCGAAAAAAAGACUAGUUAAAAGUAGUGAACAAAGAAAAGUUUUAGAAUUAUUUGCCUACAAAAAACCAACUAUCAGUAACACAUUAACUAUAAAAGAUUUACGUCUGGAUGACAAUUUUCCUCAUCCAGAAAUACUAAAUCAUGAUAUUUCAAUUGUCAAAGAAUUAAUAAACCCAGAUGUGUUUGAAAUGGUUCAGACAAAAUUGCUUCACCUAGAACAAAGUUGGAGUUGUUCUAUAUGCAGUACACCUCAGUAUAAGGAUAUGAUUGAGUGUGAAGUUUGUGAGACGUGGUACCAUUGGAUUUGUGUGUCUUUAUCUGAAACAGUAGGUGAUGUGCAUUGGAUAUGCCAUAAAUGUGAUUCAAAAAAAGUUGUGCGUGUGGAAUAAAUAUACAAAAUAUUGAUUGAGUUAAGUUCACUUGUUUAUUUGUGCUGCUUUUUUUAAUUCUUUCAGCUUCUUUAUAGUACUUAAAUUUCGAGUUUAUGUGUGCAUCAUUAAGUUAUGUUACAAAUAAACUGUUUUAUUAAAAUCUUCUAAUUAUAAUCCAAAUCUUAAUAUAAUUUAUUUUUCUUAUUCUACUGACUAACAGCUUGCAGUUUGAUAAAUAAAGUAAUAAAUGUUUUGAAAAUCUCAACUUCAAAUAACUAAAAAUGUUUUCAAAGUCAUGUUGAGUCCAAUUUCUCAUGAAAAAUUAUCUAUAACUAGAACAUUCUCUAAAUUAAAUUAUUUAUUUGUCUGAUUAACUUUUAAAUUACCCCAAUGCAAAUGUUUUUAACAAUGCCUCAUUUAUUCUGAAUGCAAAUAUUAUUGUUUAAAGGUGAUGAUUUUUAAAGAAGAUGAGGUUAACAUUGCAUGCAAUUGUUACAGUUUAUUUGCAUAUGUUUUAAAUUUAUACUUCAUUUUUAGUUUAUGCCAAAAAUUUGAUAGCGGCAUAGACAUUUAUACCUUUCUGAUAUUAGCAUAUGCAUUGGCAUUUAGUAUUAUGCUAUUUGUGACACUGGUAUAAAUUGCCCUAAUUGUGCUGUUUGUGUCAUGGUGUUAAAUUUUUUUUGACACAACACGCUUAUACCUUUAUGGCAUUGGUAAUUUAGUAUUAUAUAGCCUUUUGUGUAAUCAGUAUAAGUCGUUAGGGUUAUCUUAUAUUUAUAUUCCUUAUAUAAGAUAUAGUUAAACACUAGAGCAAAUAAAUGCUGUGUUAAAAAAUGAAGGAAUUUUGCAACUAAAGACAAUUGCAAUCCAGUUAAAUAAUAAUAUUUGCAUUGUCCUAGAAAAAAAAAAUCUGUUUUAGGAUAGGAUUUUAAAUACUAUUGUGCAUUGUGAAUAAUCUAAUAAGUUAAUAGUUCCUAUGACUCCCCGACCCACGUUUAUAAAAUAUAAGUAAUAUUCAUUAUGUACAAUAGUAUUUAAAAAAAAGAGUUUUUUAUAAACCUGGUAGUAGGGUGACUGUUAAAAAAUUUUUGAAAAAAAUUUAAAAGCUACUUUUAUCAUUUGUCUGAUAUAAUACUAAAACACUACGUUUGAAAUUUUUCUUGAAUAUAAAAUGAUUAUAUGGGUAGCUCCAGACCAUAAUUAUAAUUUAUAUUAUAAUAAUUUGACGGGGUCUUUAAUAUUUUGAAAAUAAAAGUGCUUUUAAAGUAUGUCAACUUGGUACUCAAAAGAAGUGAAAUUGUAUAAAAAUUUUAAAAAUAAUAAUCAAUUUACGUAGAAAUUAUUUUUAAAACUUGAAAUUAUGACUUUAUUUUCAGCUUAAAAACAAUAGUUUUUAUGCAUUAAUGUCUAAAAAAGUUAUCUUUAUGAAAAGCAAAAGUUAUUGCUCAAAAAAAUUUUAAACCUAGUCUAUUAGUAUUAUAUACAUAAUGUUUUUGCUAAACAAGUUUAGCAGAUUUUUUAGAGUGAAGCACUUGCAACAAUUUUGUAGCAGUGGAAGAUUUUAUACAGCCAUGUGUAUUCUAAAUAUUUUCGAGAAACGUACUUCUUUGCACGAUCGAAGAAGUUUUUCAAAUUGGUAUGUCUAUAACAUUUGCGAGCAUGUAAAUCACGAUGUCGCAUGCAUUGUUCGUUUCUGCAUGGUUUUUCAUAUGGAAAUUUAGAAAAUAAUGAGCUAAUUUUAACUUGUAACUGUGUUUUUAAAAAUAAAAAAAAUUUGUUGUA